Messenger RNA from Drosophila suzukii, 282 nucleotides. NCBI's taxonomy places the organism in Eukaryota, Metazoa, Arthropoda, Insecta, Diptera, Drosophilidae. The record is from RefSeq and is a predicted model, not a curated record.
UUCCGUUUCCUUUUCGCGUGAACGUCCAACAUGAGAACCAAGGGAUUGUUGAAGGAGUACGAGGUCGUGGGCCGCAAGCUGCCCAGCGAGAAGGAGCCCCAGACGCCGCUCUACAAGAUGCGCAUCUUCGCUCCCGACAACAUCGUGGCCAAGUCCCGUUUCUGGUACUUCCUGCGCCAGCUGAAGAAGUUCAAGAAGACCACCGGCGAGAUCGUGUCCAUCAAGCAGGUGUACGAGACGUCGCCCGUGAAGAUCAAGAACUUCGGCAUCUGGCUAACUUGA